AUAUAUCAGCAUAGGCACCCACCCGAGCUGCCAUCGCUCCCUGCGUCCGACCCCUCCAGCUCGGCUUGUGCCUCGUCCCAGCGCGGCCUCCGCAGUUUUCUCACUGAGCAUUGUCUGAGGAGGCGCCGGAGCCCCGAGGUAGAGGGGGAUCGUCCGCAGCGCGCAAGCACCGACCCCGGCCCAGCACCGCCCAGCCAUGUCCGAAGGCAGCGCUCCCGAGUACGCCUCCUUCUUCGCCGUGAUGGGCGCCUCUGCCGCCAUGAUCUUCAGCGCCUUGGGAGCUGCUUAUGGAACCGCAAAGAGUGGCACAGGUAUUGCAGCCAUGUCUGUCAUGAGGCCUGAACUGAUCAUGAAGUCAAUCAUCCCUGUUGUCAUGGCGGGUAUUAUAGCUAUCUAUGGCCUGGUAGUGGCAGUCCUUAUUGCCAACUCCCUUGCACCUGGCAUCACACUAUUCAAGAGCUUCCUUCAGCUGGGUGCUGGCUUGAGUGUGGGCCUCAGUGGUCUGGCUGCUGGCUUUGCCAUUGGCAUUGUGGGUGAUGCAGGCGUACGGGGGACAGCACAACAGCCCAGGUUAUUCGUGGGAAUGAUCCUGAACUUGAUCUUCGCUGAAGUCUUGGGUCUCUAUGGCCUCAUUGUUGCCCUGAUCCUUUCCACAAAGUAAACACCACAGAGUAUGAUAUAAAGAAUUAAACAAACAAACCCACAUUUAAAAC
Messenger RNA from Mauremys reevesii (Reeves's turtle), 713 nucleotides. RefSeq names its product V-type proton ATPase 16 kDa proteolipid subunit-like. Gene Ontology annotation, biological process: proton transmembrane transport. Gene Ontology annotation, cellular component: proton-transporting V-type ATPase, V0 domain. The record is from RefSeq and is a predicted model, not a curated record. The transcript has a single exon. Lineage: Eukaryota; Metazoa; Chordata; Testudines; Geoemydidae. Gene Ontology annotation, molecular function: proton-transporting ATPase activity, rotational mechanism. The coding region runs from base 197 to 661 and encodes 154 amino acids.